This is a messenger RNA of Eruca vesicaria subsp. sativa (arugula), 874 nucleotides long. The record is from the annotation of a GenBank genome assembly. Lineage: Eukaryota; Viridiplantae; Streptophyta; Magnoliopsida; Brassicales; Brassicaceae.
GACAGAUUAAACAAUUUAAAUUGAAUUAAAUAAUGAAAACAGCGGCCACGAAAGAUACAAUGGGUGUGGGUCCCAACAUAAGGAGUCCCAUAAUUGAAAGAAAGAAGAGGUGACUCAUCUUGAGGACAGGCCGCCACUUGUUUCCUCCUAUACCUGGAUCCCACUCAUCCAUGUGCAUGGUAUCGCUUAUUAUAGAUCUUUCCGAAGUUACCAUUUUACCCUCAGCCAAUAUUCCUCUGCUUUAAGUACCCACCCUUUCCUCUCUUUGAUCUUCCGACAAAGUCUGUUAAUCUCCAUUCAGUUUACACAAGAGCUUCUCAGAUCUAGAUAAGGAAUUUUAUUCACUAAAAGAUAUGUGUUAUCUAAACAAGGUUUUCACUGCAGCAUCGUUCGUGGCUGCUCAAGGAAACCCCGAGCACGGCGUCAAGUUGAAAACUGGCCUCAGCUCCGCACAACGCCUUCAACGCCGGCUUUCCUCCGAUGUCCGCCCUCUCUCCGCCUCAGAUGUCCCCGUAGAUGGUGCGCGUGUAGAAGAAAAACAGCUUACCUCUUCUUCCACUCCCGAUGAAUCCCUCCGUCAGGUCAUGUACCUCAACUGCUGGAGCCAAGGCUAAUUCUAGUUCCACUCAUUCCAUCCACAGAUGAUGAUGGUGGCUCGCUACUGAGUCCGGAGAAAGCGAGGUGGAUCUUCUCAUGAUCACUGUAUAUAAGUCUGGUGUAUUCUAGUCAAGACCAUGUAAAAAUAUUAGAAAUUCUCAAAAAGAUCAAAAGCGAGCGUUUGUUUACAAGAACUCUGUUUAUGUUUCAUUUAUCUGAAUAACUUCUCUCUUCCUUUGAUUUUAAAAAAAAUAAAACUUCUCUCUUCCAAGUUCCU